Messenger RNA from Sporothrix schenckii 1099-18, 1926 nucleotides. RefSeq names its product transcription initiation factor TFIIH subunit 2. Lineage: Eukaryota; Fungi; Ascomycota; Sordariomycetes; Ophiostomatales; Ophiostomataceae. The transcript has a single exon. Gene Ontology annotation, cellular component: transcription factor TFIIH holo complex; transcription factor TFIIH core complex. The coding region runs from base 1 to 1926 and encodes 641 amino acids. Gene Ontology annotation, biological process: DNA-templated transcription; regulation of transcription by RNA polymerase II; nucleotide-excision repair. Gene Ontology annotation, molecular function: zinc ion binding. The record is from RefSeq and is a predicted model, not a curated record.
AUGGCAGACUCGGACGGCGAAUACGUGGAAAACCAGUCCGACGAUGGCGGCGGCGGUGACGACCACUAUAUGACACUGGAGCGAGGCGAGGACCGUCAGCCAGCCGGCCAGCGGCAUGGACGGCACCUGCAAGUACCAGGCGCGCACGCUCCAAGGCGACCGGGCGGUCCUACUAGCAACGGCCGGCCGCAUCAAAGUCAAGGCCCGGGCCAAGGACAAGGGCUAGGACAAGGACAGCGGCAGACGCGGCGAAAACAGACCCGCCAGAAGCAGCAGGCGUCAUGGGAGACGGUCAAACGGUCCUGGGACACGGUCGUCGAGGCUGCCGACGGCCAGAUCGUGGGCAUCGAGCUGCUCGAGGCGGCCGAGAAGCGCCGCCGCGUGCUGCGCGACACCACGCCGUUGCAGCGCGGCAUCAUCCGCCACAUGGUUCUCGUGCUCGACAUGAGCAUCGCCAUGGCGGCCCGCGACUACCUGCCCUCCUGCCACCGCGUCGCCCUCAACUGCGCGGCCACGUUUGUGCGCGCCUACUUUGAGCAGAACCCCAUCUCGCAGCUCGCCAUCAUCGCCAUGCGGGACGGCGUGGCGUUGCGCGUCAGCGACAUGGGCGGCAACCCGGCGGAGCACCUCGAAAAACUGCACGAGUGGGACAAUGUCGAGCCCCAGGGCCACCCCAGCCUGCAGAACGCGCUCGAAAUGUGCCGCGGCGCUCUGUUCCACACGCCCUCGCACGGCACACGCGAGGUGCUCGUCAUCUUUGGCGCGCUGCUCUCGUCGGACCCGGGCGACAUCCACGACACCAUUGGCGCUCUCCUGACCGACCGCAUUCGCGUGUCCAUUGUCGGCCUGGCCGCCCAGGUGGCCAUCUGCUCGGAGAUCUGCACGCGCACCAAUGGCGGCGACGACCGCUCCUACAAUGUCGCGCUGCACGACGUGCACUUUCGCGAACUCUUUCUCGCCGCAACUACACCACCAGCCACCCAGGCGGCCGCGGACCAGAGCAACCCGGCCAGCCUGCUCAUGAUGGGCUUCCCGAGCCGCGCCAUCGCCGACUCCCACGUUGCCGGCGGCGGCGGUCUCAGCGUGUGCGCCUGCCAUAACAAACCCGUGCGCGAGGGCUAUGCGUGCACGCGCUGCCGCACCAAAGUCUGCCGGCUGCCCGCCGAAUGCCCUGCCUGCGGCCUGACGCUGAUCCUCUCCACGCAUCUGGCCCGCUCCUACCACCAUCUCUUCCCGCUGCGCAACUGGUCCGUCGUGUCCUGGGUGGCUGCCGCGGCCGCCGUGCGCCAGCGCGGCGCCACGGCCUGCCACGCCUGUCUCGUGCCCUUUCCCGACCUGCCGCCGCCCGAACGGCUGCGCGAACUGCAAGCGGCCGCCGAUGCCGAUGCCGAUGCCGAUGCCGGCGACAAGGAGAGGUCCGGGGAUGCGGGCGCAGACACCGCCGGUGGCCGUCCAACACAGAAGCAACAGGGGACGGCCGGCGCCGCGCAGAUUGAUGCCUCCACGGACCCGGCCGCCGCGGCCCUCAACAACCAGCUCAAGGGCGUCAGCGAGAGCAGCCGCUACGCGUGUGAGGUGUGUGGCCACCACUUUUGCAUCGACUGCGACGUGUUUGCCCACGAGGUCGUGCACAACUGCCCCGGCUGCCAGAGCGACACGCGCCCGCCUGCCGAGAAGGAGGCCGAUGCACGCGCCCGUGCGGCCGAGGUGGCGGCGUUUGCGGCCGCCGCCGCCGCCACUGCCGCCGCUGCUGCCGCCUCGGCCAACUCGGCCGCAGUUGCUGCGUCCGAGGCCGGCGCCAUGGCCAACUCGGCGUCGUCAUCGUCCUCGGCGGCUGCCAUACGGCCAAAAACGAAGAUUUUACUCAAGGCGCGAGGGUCGGCAGCGGCAGCGCCCGCCCCGGCAGAGGGCAUGGUGAUUGACUAG